UUAUUAUUUAAUAGCACACAAAGCCAUUCAAUAUGGAAGAGGAAUUAAGAUUUAUCAAUAGCCAUAAAGGUGUUAUCGUUAAGGAUGUAGCUGCCGAUGAAUUCAUCAAGACUUUCGCUGCUUUCUUGAAGAAAUCUGGAAAAUUUAAGAUCCCAGAAUGGGCUUCCUAUGUCAAGACUGGUUGCCAUAAGGUUCUUGCUCCAUUCGACCCAGACUGGCUAUAUACCAGAGCUGCCGCUAUCGCAAGAUAUCUCUACAUUAGAAGAAGAGCAGGUAUGAAACUUUUGAGAAACCACUUCGGAGGAAGAAAGAGAGGAGACCUCCACAGAGAGCACCACGUCCUUACUGGAGGAAAGUGCAUUAGAUAUUGCUUACAACAACUCGCAAAGAUGGAAUUAAUCGGUAUCGUCCAAGUAAGAGGAGAUGAUGAUAAGGUAAUCUCUACUCAAGGAAGACAGAUCACCAAUAAGGGUAUCAGAGAUAUGGACAGAAUUGCUAGACAAAUUAAGAGAGGUUAGAUAAGUUGCUUAUAAUAAUUACCAAAUCCUGAAUGCCAAA
Molecule: messenger RNA, 558 nt
Organism: Moneuplotes crassus
Lineage: Eukaryota; Ciliophora; Spirotrichea; Euplotida; Euplotidae
Source: the annotation of a GenBank genome assembly